Messenger RNA from Bufo bufo (common toad), 4146 nucleotides. RefSeq names its product small G protein signaling modulator 1 (gene SGSM1). Gene Ontology annotation, biological process: activation of GTPase activity. The record is from RefSeq and is a predicted model, not a curated record. Gene Ontology annotation, molecular function: GTPase activator activity. The transcript has 26 exons. Bases 1 to 3426 code for a protein of 1141 amino acids. NCBI's taxonomy places the organism in Eukaryota, Metazoa, Chordata, Amphibia, Anura, Bufonidae.
AUGGCAACGGGGACAGAGGCAGAGACCAGGCAGAGGCUGCUGAAGACUGUCAAGAAGGAGGUUAAACAGAUUAUGGAGGAAGCAGUUACAAGGAAAUUUGUCCAUGAAGACAGCAGCCACAUCAUCUCUUUUUGUGCUGCAGUGGAAGCAUGUGUACUUCAUGGUCUGAGACGCAGGGCUGCCGGGUUUUUGCGCAGCAACAAGAUUGCCGCAUUAUUUAUGAAGGUGGGAAAAAGCUUUCCUCUUGCAGAAGAGCUUUGCAGGAAGGUACAGGAACUUGAACAACUACUGGAAAGCAAAAAGAAUCAAAUGCAAGGUGCCCAGGAAACUGUUCGCAAGAACCAGAGAUUUCCUAAUCUAUCACCACAGGCCAUCAAACAUCUAUGGAUUCGUACAGCACUUAUAGAGAAAGUGCUAGAUAAAAUUGUGCUUCACUUAGUGGAAAAUUCCAGCAAGUAUUAUGAGAAGGAAGCACUUUUAAUGGAUCCCGUGGAAGGACCGAUCCUUGCCUCUUUGCUAGUUGGUCCAUGUGCCCUGGAGUAUACAAAAAUGAAAACAGCAGACCAUUUCUGGACUGACCCAUCAGCAGAUGAGCUUGUUCAGAGACAUCGCAUUCACAGUUCUCACUGCCGACAAGACUCUCCCACAAAGAGGCCUGCCCUGUGUAUUCAGAAAAGACACUCAAGUGGUAGUAUGGAUGAUAGACCAUCAUUGUCAGCGCGGGACUACGUGGAGUCAUUACACCAGAAUUCAAGGGCAACUCUUCUUUAUGGCAAAAACAAUGUUAUGGUUCAGCCUAGAGAUGAUAUGGAAGCUAUCCCUGGAUAUUUGUCUCUUCAUCAAACUGCAGAUACAAUGACCUUAAAAUGGACCCCAAACCAACUUAUGAAUGGCUCUGUGGGCAAUUUAGAUUAUGAAAAAAGUGUUUAUUGGGACUAUGCAAUGACUAUUCGUUUUGAGGAAAUUGUGUAUCUCCAUUGUCACCAACAAGUGGACAGUGGUGGCACUGUAGUAUUAGUCAGUCAGGAUGGAAUACAGAGACCUCCUCUCAGGUUCCCCCAUGGAGGGCAUCUCCUCCAGUUUCUCUCCUGUCUUGAAAAUGGUCUACUUCCACACGGACAACUUGAUCCUCCAUUGUGGUCGCAAAGAGGAAAGGGCAAAGUGUUUCCCAAGCUGAGAAAGAGAAGUCCUCAGGGUUCUUCGGAGUCAACCUCAGACAAGGAAGAAGAUGAAGCAACAGACUAUGUAUUCAGAAUAAUAUAUCCAGCGAGUCAAUCUGAGUUUGUUACUGUACACCAUCAUUUUCAUCCUUCAUUAACACAUCUCCCAUGUUCCAUCUCCACUUACCAUGUGAUGCCAGCAAGUCAGACUUCAGUGGUCCAAACACGUUCUGAGAAGCUCUUCCAUGCCCCUACCAUGCCGGUGCCUCAAGAUUUUAUGGAUCCUCAGGGGGUUGGGAUACCUUCAGUGUGGCAGCCCAGUACUCGCAAAUCCUCCUGCUCCUCAUGUUCUCAAAGUGGAUCUUCAGACGGAGUUCCAUCCAAUGGGUGCAAUCAUGAGAGAGCUCCUCUUAAAUUGUUAUGCGACAAUAUGAAGUAUCAGAUUGUCUCCAGAGCAUUCUAUGGGUGGCUUGCUUACUGCAGACAUUUGUCUACUGUGAGAACACAUUUAUCUGCGUUGGUAAAUCACAAAAUAGUGUAUCAUAAUGUCCCAGUUGAUGCAAGCUUUGGUCUUACUUCAGAUAUGUGGAAACAAUAUUUGGAAGAUAGUACGAGAUAUGAAGAACAAGAACUUUUACGUUUUAUUUAUUAUGGGGGAAUUCAGCAUGAGAUCCGGAAAGAAGUCUGGCCUUUUCUUCUUGGACAUUAUCAGUUUGGCAUGACUGAUGCAGAGAGAAAAGAGGUGGAUGAUCAAAUCCGUGCCUGCUAUGAACAAACAAUGGCAGAGUGGCUUGGUUGUGAGGCCAUUGUGCGACAGAGAGAGAAGGAAUCGCAUGCAGCUGCUCUCUUGAAGUGUUCUUCUGGAGCCAGUCUAGAUAUACAAAUCCAGAGAAUGAUGCAUAGAGACUCCACAGUCAGCAAUGAGUCUUCCCAAAGCUGUGGUUCUGAUCAACAAAAUCAUGCUCGUCUACAGAGUGAUUCCAGUUCAAGUACGCAGGUUUUCGAGUCUGUAGAAGAAGCUGAUCAAGCAGACCCUAAAAGUGAGGACAGUAAAAUUUCAAAAAUACCCAAUGGAACAGUACCUAAUGGGACUUGCUCUCCAGAUUCAGGCCACCCAUCCUCCAGGAACUUCUCUAUCACAUCUGGGUAUUCAGACCAUAGUUUUAGCACAGAUGAUAAUACCUCAAUGGAGACCAGUAAAAAUGCACUUUACCUCCACAUGAAGUCAGGAUUGGCUAGUGGAAAAAAACAAAGCAGCCUGGACAGUGCAUUAGAUAACAAAAGGGUAGAAGAGGAACUUGCAGUUCAGGACAGCAUGGAAACAGAAGCAACAGCCAAUGAAAGUUUGGAUGACUUUCUAUCAAUUACCGAAAGCACUGAGGACAUCUUGCUUGACAAGGAAACCACAGUGCUUUCUGUGGUAGAAGCUUGGCCGGACAGUGAGGCUGAGAAAGAGAGUCUGGUGGGAAGUGAAGACAACCUAUCUGAAGAGCCAGAGAUGGAGAGUCUUUAUCCACAACUUGAUUCAUUGAUUGUCAUUGAUGCAACUAUGUCUGAAGUUUCUCCAGUCUCAUCCACUGGAGUGACAUACUCUCAAGAAAUGCUGGAUAUGUACACUAUCAACUUGCACCGUAUUGAGAAGGAUGUCCAGAGGUGUGAUCGCAACUUUUGGUAUUUCACACCAACCAACUUGGAAAAGCUUCGAAAUGUCAUGUGCAGUUACGUGUGGCAGCACAUUGAGACUGGCUAUGUGCAAGGAAUGUGUGAUUUGCUGGCUCCUCUCUUGGUAAUACUGGAUGAUGAGGCCCUGGCGUUCAGCUGCUUUACAGAGCUUAUGAAGAGGAUGAACCAGAAUUUUCCCCAUGGAGGUGCUAUGGAUACACACUUUGCCAACAUGAGGUCUCUUAUACAGAUUUUGGAUUCUGAGCUUUUUGAACUCAUGCAUCAAAAUGGUGACUAUACUCACUUCUACUUCUGUUACCGCUGGUUCCUUCUGGACUUCAAAAGAGAAUUGGUGUAUGAUGAUGUGUUCUCCGUAUGGGAAACAAUCUGGGCUGCUAAGCAAGUGUCGUCUUCUCACUUUGUCCUUUUCAUUUCCUUGGCACUGGUGGAAGUUUAUCGUGAUAUUAUCCUGGAAAAUAAUAUGGACUUUACUGAUAUAAUAAAGUUCUUUAAUGAGAUGGCAGAGAGACACAACAUAAAACAGAUCCUGAAACUUGCCCGGGAUCUUGUGUAUAAGGUUCAGACACUGAUUGAGAACAAGUAAAGGGGCCUCCGGAGAGAAACAAGCACAGCCACAUCCACAGCAGCACGAACACUCCCACUGCCAUGGAGCCCUGAAAUUCAUUUCUUUACCAAUGCAUUCAAGUCCCAACAGAAGUGAAAGGGUUAUAAAAUAUCGUAACACCCAGAUUAUUUACUUAGACAAGUGCCAGAAACUGAAGCCAGUUGUAGUAGCAGAGGAAACCGCUGCUGACAGAAUGGGUUUCCUGUUUUUUCCUUAUUUAGUUUCUUUUUUUCCAUUUGGCCUUGUUAAUUUAUUGUUAAACCAAAGAUCUCAAUACAAGGUUGAUCUUCUAGCUGAUUUCAGAAAACCCUCAUGGAAAUUUUAGAAUAGUGUGAAUGUGCUAUCGAUAAAUAACUUAAAUUGGGUUAGGGUCUGGUUACAUGUAACUUCCAUAUGUAACAAUAAUCCUAUUUUUUUCUAAAUUUUGUUCACUUUUAGAGUACGGCCAAGAGAUCAGGUUUCCUGAUGCAAUUUUGCAGGAGGGAAUUCAAAAAGAGAGUUCAUACAUGUCCUUUAUAUACAGUCGAGUCUCAUUAUUAUGAGCACCAGUUAUAUCCAAGGUAACCGCUGUGUGCAGCACAAACAGCAGCUAGAUGGGCAGGGAGUAACUCAAUAAGGUCCUGGUAGGUUGUCUCAGGUAUCUGGAGCCAUGCUGACUGCAGUGUAUGCCACAGCUGCUAGAUGGUGUGUGUGGAAGGA